This is a messenger RNA of Penicillium malachiteum, 558 nucleotides long. RefSeq lists its product as uncharacterized. The record is from RefSeq and is a predicted model, not a curated record. The transcript has 2 exons. Lineage: Eukaryota; Fungi; Ascomycota; Eurotiomycetes; Eurotiales; Aspergillaceae. Bases 1 to 558 code for a protein of 185 amino acids.
AUGAGCAGCCAUCAAACUCGAAUCAAGGUAAUUUCCCCAGCUGCUGUCUUGUCGCCAACUACAAGGCCUGUAUCAGAUCAGCGAAAUCCCAAAACCAACACAUUACAAACUUCUCAGACACAGACCCUUCUUGCGAUCUUGAACAAUGCAAGAUGCCUUGGAUUCGAUAUCGGAAAGUUAAUGGACUGUCAUCAAAAUGACCUCUCACCUUUCUACCGCCCAAUAUCACCGACAGAUAAUCCCCAUGAAAUUAUUGCGACAACACUCAACCUGUCGAUGCCCAUUCAUCUGCAACCAACGAUGGCGCAGAUGCUCGUUCCGCAUCAUGCUGCUCUAGAUCUAGUUCCACUGCCACUUUUGCGCGAUCGCAUUAUCAUGCUUUCGUUUGCAAUGCCAAAGGUCUUUGAUCUUUGGGAUCUGAAGCUGGAUAUCUAUGUUCGGAAUGGCCUUGCGCUGAAGAGCAAGAGUGAUAGAGGGGAGUGGCCUUCAUGGGAUCGCAGGUCUUGGGAAAUGAAGCCUUGGUUCGGUGAAAAAUGGGGGAUGGGAGUUUGUGAAUGA